CGCACCGAGGAAAGACCAGUAUGGUUUGGCAGCACAUGAAUGCGUGUGCCUUGAACCUCCCCGACGCCUCCUUUAAUGUGGUUCUUGAUAAGGGCACGCUAGAUUCUAUUCUGUGUGGAAAUGGAUCUCUGAAUAAUGGAGCCAUGAUGUGCAUGGAAGUGUCUCGAGUGCUGAAGGCUGACGGCAUCUUCAUUGUUAUUUCUUAUGGCAUUCCCGAAAAUCGCCUGCAGUAUCUGCAAGAAGAGGCUUACUCGUGGCGAGUCAGUGUACACACAGUGCCAAAAGCUCAACUCGAUGGCCUCCCUUCUUCCUCUAACCCGGCCGAUGGGGAUCUUGCCGAUGGAAGUUAUGGUGGAAGUGUGCACUACGUCUACAUUUGUGAAAAAGGGCCGUCUAUUUUCAAGUCGUCCUCUACUGGUGUCGAGAUGGACGAAAGAGAGUCCCCGCUAAGCUGAGACGAUGAGAUCGCGGCAUGUUACAUCUGCCGAAGGGCAGUGACGAGACAUACCACCCCUUUCGCGUACCUCGGAAGCUUGUGUGGAGUGUAAAUCUUGCGAGGUAUAAAUCCUCAUGAAGCACGUGGAGAGCUUUCGUGGAAAAAACAAAAGCACAGCUUCACAAUCGCAUCACUAGUCCAGUCAUGCAACAGCAUAGCCAAUGUUACAAGGAAAAAAGUAAUGAUGACGCGCUUGGUCUUAUUUGAGGUCCCGUUCAAGGUGGUGCU
Molecule: messenger RNA, 724 nt
Organism: Nannochloropsis gaditana CCMP526
Product: protein kinase domain protein
Exons: 1
Source: RefSeq, a predicted model, not a curated record